Messenger RNA from Cylicostephanus goldi, 801 nucleotides. The record is from the annotation of a GenBank genome assembly. Lineage: Eukaryota; Metazoa; Nematoda; Chromadorea; Rhabditida; Strongylidae.
CUAUUCAAAAAUUCUAAGUACAUCACAACUGUGACAUUCAGAUCUUAUGAUCUGGCCCAAAAAUUACUUUGCUCUGACCAUAGUCGAGAAGUACAAGUAGCCGCUCUACACAUAAUCAAAGCAGCAGAUCCAGCCCUUUACGACGUGAAGCUCAUAAAUACACUAAUAAGACUCUUCCGGAACACUUGCCCUCAACCAACGAGCACUGGUGAAUCACAGCUGGCCGUGGAUAUCUUAUUGAACUGUGUGCCAGAGCAUCAACAUGUUGCCACACUAUUAUUACGCACAGAAACUACGCAUCCAGAGGACCAUGAAAAAUGGAAAUAUUUCUACAAAGCAGUGGAAAGCAGUUCGCUGCAGGAUGAGUUGAAAGAAGAAUUCUGGCAUCGCAUGCGAAAAUUCAAGGUUUUCCGACCUAACUAUGCCCAACGAGCCCUUACCGCUAACUCAUUCAGGGACUGGCGGGAAAUCACAGAACUCGGAGGUUUUACGCUCUACACCACUUCUGCCUCUGAGUCAAGAUCUGGAGCCUUUGCACGGUCAGAUGUUGACCUUCGUCUGAAACAUCGCAAAGAGGACCAUAGCCUCUUUGGUGUUAGUUUUGACUCACAGGCAUUGGAAUCUAUGCUUGGAGAGCAGAAGCAGCAGAGUACCCCAGCUGAACCGGAAGCAAAUGUGCGAAUAUCCGUGUUUGACCAUGCAUUGCCGGUGAAUACAAUAUUCAAGGGCUCUACUGAAAUGUUGGGAGCUGCAUGGAAUGCCGAUGGUCAAACAAUCAAAAUUCUAGAGGUGAAAACCUAA